AUGAUGCAUCAUCCGAACAUGCAUCAUCAGCCGAUGUCUGGGCAUCCACCUCAGCACUUGCCGGCUCACCAGGGCAUGCCUACACAUCACCAAAUGCCACCGCAUCAAAUGCACAGGGAGAACAGGCACGUAACGCUAACUAGGGUACCACUUGGUCCUUCUGCAGCUGGUGGGAGUAUGGCUGGCCAUGGACAGAUGAGUGGCAUGGGUACUAUGCCAGUGCCUCCUCCGCACCACGCGCCGACCCAACGUCCGCCGCACGCGAUCCGCGCAAUGCACCAUGCCCCCACACAACACCACAAUCUUCCACCGCAACAGAAUCGCAACCUCCGACGUCCAUACACAAUGAACAGCGGGUAUGGGACUGUGCCACCAUAUGGACACCCACCACCACAUGCUCAUUCAGACCAUAAUUCUCACCAGUCAACUGUUAUAACAUCAAUGCCAACGAACACAAACGUAUCAAGCACAGAGCAGUCGCAAAAAGAAGACACCGUCGGAGGUAGCCUAAGUGGAGCAGAAAUGGAAAGCGACAAUGACCCAAAGACGGGCGCUGGCGAGGGUGAGGCGGCUCGCCAGACGCCCGCGCAGGCCAACAGUAAAGAGAAGACGCCUAUGUGCCUGGUCAAUGAACUGGCCAGGUACAAUAAGAUUAAACAUCAAUAUCGCCUCACAUCAGAGACUGGGCCCGCUCACAAGAAAGUAUUCACAGUGACACUUCGAUUGGGUGAUACUGAAGAAUAUACUGCUGAGGGGUCCUCAAUAAAAAGGGCGCAGCACGCGGCUGCCAGUGCGGCUUUGGGUGGAACCCGAUACCCGCCGCCCCCGCCUCGGGCCGCGCCCUCUCAUGCUGCACAUUCACAUCACCACAGACACGCAGGAGCCGUGAUGCCGACAGUUGAGCUGAAUGCGUUGGCAAUGAAGCUGUGCCAGCCUGCAGUGUACACACCAGUUCCAGUUCUGCCCGCCCCACGUGCUAGAGCGAGGCUACCUCCACCCUACCGCCUACCUUUCAUGCCUCCCUACCCACAUCCCCACCCCCCACGUCUUAUGGAUCCUUCGCCGCAAAUCCCCUACAGGGUUCGAGUGUGUGUGGGAGGGCGGGCAUGGCUGGGCGAGGGUACGACCCCCCAAGCAGCGCGACACGAUGCAGCUGCGCGUGCGCUUAACGAUCUACGUCCGCACCACGAAGCACCAUUGCCCGUCCAUCCGGAUACACCGGGUGAAAGCGAAGCAGAUUUGUUGAACUCUGAAGUGAAAUCCCCCGUGUCACUGGUGCACGAGUUGGCUCUCAAAAGGAAUCUCAAUGUUACGUUCUCCGUUAAGUCUGAGCGCGGCCCGCCUCAUAUGCGAGUCUUCAUUACCAUCUGCAAAGUAGGUGAAAUGGAAACGGAAGGCGAAGGCAACGGCAAGAAGGUGUCGAAGCGUCGCGCGGCGGAGCGCAUGUUGGACGAGAUGCGCCGGCGCUGGCCCGCUGCGGCGCUGCGCACCCGCCCCGCAGUCGACAAGAGACGGCAUCCGCCCGCUAAGAAGAAGCCAAGGAAUUUAAUAAAGGAGGGCACCGCGGGUGGCAACCCGGUAGAGAGUGGCGGUGGUGGUGGUGGUACUCCGGACAACCCGAUCUCUCGGCUGGCGGUGGCGCGGCACGCGGCGCGCGCACGGUCCCCGCAGUACCGGGUGCUGGAGGAGCGAGGUGCAGCUCGUCGACGGGAGUUCCUGGUGCAGUGUGAUGCUCCGCCGCAUAGUGCCACUGGUCUCGGCCCCAAUAAGAAGACGGCCAAACGACGAGCAGCGCAUAACGUACUUCUAGCGAUGGAAAUGGCAAACGGAGGAGACCCAACGUCGUUGAAUACUAACACAGAACCAACUACAAACGGAGACAUUAAAUCCAACAGUGAAGCCAAACGAAAGGAGAGCGAGAGCAGCAAUGAUAUGCGACAACCGGUGCCCGGUGUUCUCAUGGUGGAUUAUCAUGCUAGGACUGGUGGUCAAUCAGCUCAGCCAAAUGGAGUGAAUGUAAGCGAAAGCAGUGCGACGAGUGGUGGGGGUAAUUCUCCUGGUGCGAAGGAUCAGCUCAUGUAUCUAGCGCAGCUUCUGGGCUUCACAGUACAAUUCUCUGACUUCCCUAAGCGCAACCACGGUGAAUACUUAUCGUUGGUUUCUCUGUCGACGGAACCUCCGGUGAUGUGCCACGGCGGCGGAGCGUCGACGGCGCAUUCGCACGAGCAAUGCGCACGCGCCGCUCUACGAGCUCUGGCGCUCAUGGGCCUAGAUGCGCCAGCUGCGCAACUUCCAUCCAACGCCAGUAACUCAACAAUUCAGAGCCUGCCAGCCGGAACCAAGGGCAGCGUGAUCAGUAACGGCAUCGCCGAGUGA
This is a messenger RNA of Leptosia nina, 2376 nucleotides long. The record is from the annotation of a GenBank genome assembly. NCBI's taxonomy places the organism in Eukaryota, Metazoa, Arthropoda, Insecta, Lepidoptera, Pieridae.